Molecule: messenger RNA, 14811 nt
Organism: Schistosoma haematobium
Lineage: Eukaryota; Metazoa; Platyhelminthes; Trematoda; Strigeidida; Schistosomatidae
Product: Cytoplasmic dynein 2 heavy chain 1, variant 2
Exons: 17
Coding region: 476-5551 (1691 amino acids)
Biological process (GO): microtubule-based movement
Cellular component (GO): dynein complex
Molecular function (GO): dynein intermediate chain binding; dynein light intermediate chain binding; minus-end-directed microtubule motor activity
Source: RefSeq, a predicted model, not a curated record
UAAAUAGUUCGAUGAAAUUCAUUUCUUCGCGUUUUAACAUCCCGAAUAUUUCGUAAAUUUAUUUUCGUAGGUGGACCCAAAUAAUCCAAAUCGCUUAAUUUCAUAUUCGAUAGAAACUAGUGUUGUAAUACUUGGUAAAUCUAUCCCACAUUCCACUGGGUGUAAUUCCCGAUAUUCUGAAAUACCAUUAAAUAUAUGCAUUGAAGAUCCAGUCAUAGCAAAUGCAAUAGCUGAUAGCUUAACUUCUGGUCGUCCACCAUUAGUUUUAACACCUGAUGUCAGACGAUCUAUUGAUGCAUUCCGUUGCUGGUUAAAUAAUUCACUGUCGAAACAGUCAUUUUUAUUAGUUGGUCCUGAAGGAUGCGGUAAAACUCUUCUAUUAGAUUAUUGUUUUGCUACAUUAUCUCAAUCAAUUCAUGUCGUCACUGUUCAAUGUUCAGCUCAAACAACACCAAAUCAUAUUUUAGAUAAAUUAAUGCAAUAUUGUAUUUGUGUUAUAAGUACAACUUCAAAAAUGUCUAGUGGACGUGUAUUACGUCCUAAAGAAGGUGAUCAACUUAUUUUAUACUUACGUGAUCUUAAUCUACCUAAACCAGAUAAAUGGGGAUCAUGUCAAUUAAUUGCAUUUUUACAACAAAUACUUACUUAUCAAGGAUAUUAUGAUCCAACCAGUUUAGAAUUUAUUAGUAUUGAAGGAAUUCAGUUUGUUUGCAGUUUUACACCAUCAACCACAUCAAUAGGACUUGGACGUUAUUCCUUAUCGAAAAGAUUCACAUCGGCUUUACGUUUAACUGUGAUAAACUAUCCUGAUAAAGAUCAGUUGGUUAAUAUAUAUGCUUGUUUAUUACAAGCUAUCAUUGUUUCUAAAUUACAAGCAAAUAACCAAUCAUUUGGUUCAAAACAAUUAAAUCAUGAUGAUGGGAUGAAACAUAAUACUUAUAAAACAAUUUUUAAUCCAGCUAGAAUACAUAAUAUGUCUACUAUAAUGAUUCAAAUAUUAUCUGAACUACAACAUAAUUUUCGCGCUGAUGAAUAUGCUCAUUGUGUAUUUACACCUCAUUUAUUAACUCAGUGGGUAACUGAAUUAUUGCGCUACGAUUUAAAUAUAUCAGUCAAUUACAUCUGGGCAGUAUUCGGUUAUGAAGCAAAACGUUUAUUUCGUGAUUGCUUGCCCGGUGAAAAUGCACGUCAUCAAUUCGAUGUAUUAUUCAAUAAAAUUUUAUGCAGCUGUUUGAAUGGAAAUGAUAAUGUUGAUGAUCUACCUAAGCGAAAACAUAAGUGGGAAUUAUCAAAUGAAAAAUGUGAUGAAGUGCAAAUCACGUUAAAGAUGGCUACGGAGGAUUUUGAAUUAGUUGAAAAUGAAGAACGAAUUAAUCAAUUUGAUAAUGAUGAUGAUCUUCUUAAAAACGCUAUGUGUUGGUUUGUUACAUGGAGUGGGAAGCACCAAUUACCACCAGGCAGCCCAAUACCAUUACAUGGCCGACCAUUAGGAUCUAUAACUUAUACGCAAAUGAAAGAAACAGUCCUGAAAGGGUUAAAACAAUUAGCCAGAGAGAAAUCUCCACAAGCUGAAAAUUUAGUAUUAUUCCCAGAUUUCAUUGAUUAUAUAUGUCGUAUUGAUCGUGUGCUUAGUCGUCCAUCAGGUUCAUUAUUACUAGCCGGUAGAUCUGGUAUAGGCCGUAGAUCUGCUCUCAAUAUAGUCGCUCAUAUACAUCAGCUGAAUGUUUUCCGUUUACACACUGGUCGUGAUUAUCAAAUGCGUCAAUUUAUUACCGAUAUCAAAACAGUAUGCCAAGCAGCAGGUAUUGAAAAUCAGCCGACAUUAUUAAUUAUUGAAGAUUAUCAAUUAACAAGUGACUACUUCUUGGAAAUUAUUAAUAGUCUUUUGGCGUGUGGUGAAGCAAGUGGUUUAAUUAGUGCUGAUGAGUUAGAAACACUCAUGUCUAGUGUUGCAUCAAAAAGUGGAGUGAAUUUCAAAGAACAAGCAGCAGAAGCUGGGCAUCGUGGACCACUAACUGCUUUCUUUGCUGAACGUAUUCAUAAGAAUCUCCAUUUUGCCAUUAUUCUAGAUAUAGAUGAUUAUGAAUUAUUCAGUAAUUGGUUACAAUCAAAUCCUUCAUUUUAUAAAUAUUGUUCUGUUCAAUGGAUGGAUUGUUGGUCUAAAUUUAGUUUACUUCAAAUUCCUAAACUACUGAUACCUAAAUCUUGUAUACCGAAUAACGCAAAUAGUUUUAUUCAAGCUUGUGUCAGCAUUCAUAAUUCAGCUCCUUAUCCUCAUAUGAUGAUGCCCACACCACGUCACUUUAUUUCACUAUGCAAUAAUUAUGCCCGAGUAGAACAAAAUCAUAGACAAAAAUUACAAUCAGAAGUUAAACGACUAAAAAGUGGUUUAAUUAAGUUGAAAGAAGCACGUGAACGUGUAACACAAUUAAAACAGCAUGCAGUUGAACAAGGUGAACUGUUGGUUGAAAAACAAACUGAAGCUGAUAAAGCUUUAGAACAAAUAAGCGCUGCAAUACAGGGUGCAGCUGAACAACGUUCAGAAAUGGAGAAAUUACAAAGUCGGACAACAGAUGAAUCUACUCGUUUAGAACGUCGAAAAUUAGAAAUUGAUGCAGAACUCAAUGAAAUUGAACCAUUAGUUCAUCAAGCUAGAUCUGCUGUUGGAAAUAUAAAAUCAGAGGCUUUGUCCGAAAUUCGUGCAUUACGUGCACCACCGGAUAUUAUACGUGAUAUAUUAGAAGGUGUUUUAUUACUUAUGGGCAUACGUGAUACAUCAUGGGUUAGUAUGCGUGGAUUUUUAGCUAAAAGAGGAGUUCAAGAGGAAAUUUUGAAUUUUGAUGCGAGAAAAAUUACACCAGAUUUACGUCUUAGUGUUGAGGAGUUGUUAGCAAAAAACCAGGAAUCAUUUGAACCAAGGGUUGCUAAACGUGCAUCCGUCGCAGCUGCUCCUUUAGCCACAUGGGUUCGUGCUAAUGUACAAUAUGCUAAAGUGUUGGAACGUAUUGCUCCGUUAGAAGUAGAGCAUGCUAAAUUAAAACAAUCAUUAAUUCAAGCUGAAAAUUCAUUGACAAGUUUAAGUAAAGGUUUAAGUAAUGUAGAUUCUAACGUAGCUAAUCUACGGACUGUUUUUGAAAAGCGUACAUCCGAAGCAGCAAAUUUAAAAAUGGAGCUUGACAAAACGCGUGAAACAUUGUUGUCAGCUGAAACAUUAGUCGGUGAAUUAGAAAGUGAGCACACACGCUGGGAGAAUCAGAUCAAUCAAAUAAAUAUACAGUUAGCUAGUCUACCACCAUUCGCACUGAUAGCAUCUGCAUUCAUAACCUAUCUAUCACCUUGUCCUGAAGAUGUACGUCGACAACAAAUUACAAAUUGGAUUAAAGAUUUAACUAAUCUUGGUAUAAUGCCAACAUCUUUAUCUUCUGAAGUAAACAAUGAUCGCACAUCAAGUCAAGAUUUUGAUUUACGUAGAUUUUUAUCUACUGAACAUGAGCAGUUAUUAUGGUAUAGUCAAGGUCUAUCGUCAGAUCAAUUAUCAGGAGAAAAUGCUGUUACUAUUGUACAUACUGCGAUGUGUCCAUUCAUUAUUGAUCCGUCGUCAAGAGCAUUAAACUGGUUAAAAGUUUAUUUGCAAGACCAACGUUUAGAAAUUGUAAAUCAACAAAGCCCAAAUUUUAUAACAACAUUAGAAUUAGCUGUUAGAUUUGGAAAAUGUUUAAUUGUACAAGAAGUUGAUGAAAUUGAACCCAUACUUAUGCCACUAUUAUCAAAAGAUUUAAUUUUACAAGGAUCACGAAAUUUUAUAAGAAUUGGUGAAAAGUUAAUAGAUUAUCAUCAAGAUUUUCGUUUAUUUCUAUGUACACGUAAACCAUUACAAGGCAUAGAUUAUAUUCAACCAAUUAGUGCUAAUGCAUUAGUUACUAUUAUUAAUUUUAUUUCAACACGAACUGGUUUAAUAGAACAAUUAUUAGAAAUUACUUUACAAAAUGAAUGUCCACAAUUAGAAAAUCAACGUCAACAAUUAAUUCAUAAUGAAGAGGAAAUGAAAAUGGAAUUAGCUAAAUUAGAAAAUGAUUUACUAGAGGAAUUGUCAAAUGCUCAUGGUAAUAUAUUAGAGAAUAAAGAACUUUUGUCAUCAUUAAAUAAAACGAAGCAAUCAAGUUUAGUUGUAACGAAUUCAUUGAAAGAAUCCCUACGUUUACAAGCUGAAUUGAAUAAGGAGAGAAAUGUAUUUUAUCCAUUAGCUGAAACUAGCAGUCGACUUUAUUUCGCUCUGAAAGAUCUCAUGAAAAUUAAUCAUAUGUAUCAAUUCAGUUUAAACAGCUUUCUAUAUCUUUAUCAACGUGCUCUCUCUAUGCCACAUAAUACUGGACUGAAGACAUCGGAACGUAUUCAAUCAUUGCAAAAGCAUAUAGAACAAUUAGUUUAUGAAAAUGUCUGUCGAGCAUUAUUUAAACCAGAUCGUUUGAUGUUUGCAUUACACAUGGUUCGUACAAUGCGUCCACAAUCGUUAACAGAUGAAGAAUGGCUGUUUUUUAUUGGAUUAAAUGUCAUAGAGUCAUGUCAUACUGGUGAGAAGCUUUACAGUUGGUUAGAUGCUGAACGAGCUCGUAACUUGAUGAAGCUUAAAACUGCACUUCCGAAUAUUUAUGAAAAUCUAUGUUUUGAAGAUUCUCAAUUUUGGACAAAUUGGUUACAUGAGAAUGAUGUUGAAAUGAAACCAAUGCCUAAGAAUCUACAAUCCAAAUCAUUGACAGCUUUUCAUUUCACAGUUCUUGCAGUUCAAGCUCUUCGACCUGAUCGUUUAUAUUCUGCUAUGUCACAGUUUGCUAGUCGAACGCUAGACUUACCUCAACUAAGUCCAUCAACAUUGAAUUUACACAGAUUAUUUGAAACUGAAACAAGAUCAACAGAACCUAUUCUAAUAUUAAUUAGUCCAGGAGCUGAUCCAUCACAAGAAUUAUCUGAAGCAGCUACACUUCAUUUCUCACGUAAAAUAUUUAAUAAAACAUCAGAGACAACCUCAUCACAUUAUCGUCAAAUUGCUAUGGGUCAAGGUCAGACCGACUUAGCCAUAAAAGAACUACAUUUAGCUGCAAAACAAGGUGAUUGGUUAUGUUUGAAAAAUUUACACCUUGUUAUACAUUGGCUACCAGUACUGGAGAAAGAAAUUAACACAUUGUUGAAUAUCAAUAAGAAAAGUUCAAUUAGUCCUAGCAAUAAUGGUAAUAAUGAUAAUGAUGAUAAUGGUACAAUUAAUAAAUCUAUUGAUACUGAACAUUGUGUACAUGAAGAUUUCAGAUUAUGGUUAACUGCAGAACCACGUACCACAUUUCCAUCUAAAUUAUUACAAGGUUGCCUUAAAAUAGCUUAUGAAGCUCCACCUGGAUUAAAACGGAAUCUACAAAGAACUUAUGAAACUUGGCCAAGAAACUAUAUAUCUCAAGGAAAUUCAAGGACUCGAGCAACUCUACUUGCAUGCCUAGCUUGGUUUCAUGCUGUUGUGCAAGAAAGACGAACUUACAUUCCACAGGUGAGUAUUCUUUUUUGAACACAUUUUAAUACUUUAAAACACCUUAUGAAAUCGCUAGCUUAUGUUUUUCUACGUACAUUCAACUAUAUAUAAACCGAGUAUGGCUUAGGUAGAUAGAAAUUAGUUACGUGUAGAUCUUAGCAACUAAUAAGCGAUUUCGAAGAUUGUCCUAUAUUUUAAGAAAAGCGUGGUUGUGGUAAUGGGUUUAAUUUGUAGGUAACAUUCUUCACCGUUCGACCUUAGAUUGGGUAUCAAGGUCGCUAAGACAGAAUAAUCAGUGUAGGAUUGUUAUUAAAACAAUUUUAGUUGUUUAUAAGCGUUAAAAUGAAUUAUGUGUAAUGUGUAGCUAAAUUAGCUUGUAAGUCAAAUAAAACGGUUUGAUAAUAUGGGACUCCUCAGCAGUGCGCAUCCACGACCCCGCACCCAGGACCUACCGGUUCCGCGCACGAGCACUUAACCACUAGACCACUGGGCCGGCGUCCAACGGUGUUAAUAUCUAACUUCAACUAAUCCACGAAGUUGCGCCACCGUACACCAUUGUCUUCAGUGAGCUGGUAUCUCACAACAGACCUGGUUGAACUUCACUAGUAACGGCUUCCCAUUAGAACUCCAGGAGUACUAGGACGAAACGGCCGUCCAGUGCUUCCAGGUUUUCCAUAGUGAUCUAGCUUCAAUUGACUCAUGAUUUCAACUUGUGAAAUUUCUAAAAAAUCUCCACAAAACCCAUUCUGAUUUGAUAAUAAUCAAAGUGGGGGGGGAGAGAAAUAAUUGGAAAACUAAUAACCACAUUACUUGUUGGCGAUUGCGUAACUUAUUUAGUGUUAUUAAUUCAGUUAAAGAUAGUAUAACUGAGGAGGUGUUAACUAAUUUGUUUAAAUACUUAGGAGCAAGAUAGUUAAACUAGAUCUAUAAUCAGAUAAAUUUACGUUGCGAGCACUAGAGUAGGGAAUGUUCUUUCAGCGAAUUGAGUUACCAUUUAAUAAAGAUUACUGACUUGUGGAAUCUAAUUAUCUUGAGUGCAGAGUUCCGGGGUUUUUUCUAAACUGUAUAGCUGAAACUAUUUUAAAGGUUUGGAAACUGACUACUUUUUUUGGUAGAUUCCUUUGAACAGUGUACAUUAUUGAAAAGAAAUGGGUUUUUUUCCAUAUGGUGCUUUUGUAUUGGAUAUGAUAAGUCGUGUAGGUUGAACGCUAUAUACGAUUCCUAAGCUAUUUCGGUAACCCGCAGUCUAGAACUACACAGCGACUUGAACUCCAGAGAGAAGACACAAGGAUGAGAGAAAACACUUUAUUCCAAGGUUCAUCUUUGUACAGAAAAUCAUGGGUAUUUAUAGAUUUUGGCGUCUGUUAAAUCAACAUCAUUUUACAGCCAAUCUGAUAACAACACAUUAUGCUACCGACCAAUAGUAGCACGCCACGUUGGAAUUCUAGAACGUUCCAUCACACUCUGAUUGGCCAGGACUCUUCGGCUCCUUGUGGGCCUCUGGAGGCUCCGUUGAAGUUCUCCGGAAGCCGACCCAACACCUCCCCCGAAUAAGAUUUCUUUCUGGGAUCUACUUGUAGUUUGAUAACUGGAUUGCGACGGCGUCCCAUUAUUCUUGUCGUCUUUCUUGUCCAAGACUUCUUUUCAGUGUUCCUGGGCGUUUGUGGCAUUGGUGCGUCUAAGAUUAAAUCUAACGGGAAAGUCGGCCGGUUACUUCGCGUCUGCACCGUUCUUUUGUCCUUAAGGAUUUGAUUUGUGUGACGUAUACAUGUCCCAAAAGCUCCUCGAACUUUGUACAGUACUCUUCCCAGUUUUUGCACGACUUCGCCCGGCUCCCAUCGGUUCUUCCCGAUGUAUGAUUUAAUGUAGACUUUGUCGCCAAUACUGAAGUUCCGGAUACUUGGAUCGCGACUACGCUCAUCCACUAGUUUGGAUGGCAACAUGGCAUCGAAGACUGUUCGAAUACGCCUUCCAAACAUGGCUUCCGCGGGAGAUUUGCCGUCUCGAACAUUUGGGUUUGGGGUGGAUCUGUAUGAUGUUAAAAAUUUUGUGAUCACCUGCUCAGUCGUCCCUUCUCCUCCCCCUUUCAGUAAUGCUCGUUUAAAAGUGUCCACAAAGCGCUCUGCUUGUCCGUUUGAUUGUGGAUGAUAGGGUGGAGAACGAAGAUGAUUUAUUCCGUUCGUUCUACAGAAAUGUUUAAACGAUUCUGCGGCAAACUGAGAGCCGUUAUCCGUCACUAAGGUCUCUGGCACUCCGAAACUGCUAAAUAGGGUAGACAACUUGCGGAUCGUUUCUGACGUAGUACAAUUUGGCAUGAUGUAUACUUCCGGCCAUUUAGUGAAUGCAUCUACGAUAAUUAGAAACAUUUUCCCUUGGAUUGAACCGGCAAAAUCUGCGUGAAGUCUUACCCAGGGUCCCGCGGGCAUAGGCCAACACUGAGGUUCGCAUUUCGAAGGAUUUUUAGCGGCUUGAAUACAUGAUGAACAGUUACGGCAUUUAUUCUCGAUAUCUUUGUCCAUUGACGGCCAAUAAGCAUAGCUACGAGCCAAAGAUUUCAUUUUACUGAUUCCAGGAUGGCCACUGUGAAACUGCUUGAGAACCUUGUGACGUAAUAACUUCGGAAUAACAAUUCGAUCACCGAACAUAAUACAGGAGUCAACAACCAUUAGAGAGUCCCGUCGACGAAAAUAUUGCAAAAGUUCUCCGUCGAGGCGAUUGUUUGGCCAUUUGGUCAAGAGAUAGCAUUUAACUGAGCUCAGUAUCUUAUCACUUUCAGUUAUCUUCUUGAUAGUUUCAAAGGUUACUGGGAGUCCAUUAACUGCGUCAUCCAACACGCGAUGAACUUCUUCCUCGGCUUUUAUAUUUGCUACAAGAGUCUCCUCCGGGGUUUUCGAUUGGGAGCCUAUUAAUCUCGACAAUGCGUCAGCUUGCCCGAAAGCGGUAGUAGACUGAUACUUAAUCUUGAAGUCGUAACCCAGAAGUGUGGUUGCCCAUCGUUGCAGUCUGUUUGCGGUGUAUACAGGUAUACCUUUCUUCGACCCAAAGAUGGCUAGUAAUGGUUUAUGGUCAGUUAAUAGGGUGAACUGACGUCCAAAUAUCAUCUUGUGAAACUUCUUUACAGCGAAGAUAAUCGACAAUGCUUCCUUCUCGAUCUGACUAUAGUUACGUUCUGCUGACGUUAACGAUCUAGCCGCAUGUGAUAUCGCUUUCUCUGAUCCAUCUGGCAUGAUGUGAGAAAUAACUGCUCCAAUGCCGUAGUUUGAUGCGUCUGAUGCCACUACAAUGGGUAAGGAUGGAUCGUAAUGGGUGAGCAGCAGAUCCGAGACUAGUACUUUCUUGAUUUCAUCGAAAGCGGCUUGGCAAGUUGCAGACCAAUUCCAUUUUACAUUCUUCACAAGAAGGUUAUUCAGGGGGGCACGUAAUUGAUGAAGGUUUGGAAUAAAAGCUCCAUAAUGGCUAACUAGUCCCAAGAAGGAUCGUAGUGUGGGGACAUCCGUCGGUCUGGGCAUAGUUUUCACUGCCUGGGUAUUCUCCGGAUCUGGUCUUCUUCCAUCUUUGUCGAUUAUAAAUCCAAGGUAGCGUACUUUUUGCAUACAGAAGUCACAUUUCUCUGGACGAAGUCGAAGUUCAUAUUCGGCUAUUCGCGUCAGCACCUGGUCAAGCUUCUUUUCUAAGUCUACUCUAUCUACUCCCAUAAUUAUUAUAUCAUCUAGGUAAGCUGCAGCACCUGAAACAUCUUGUAGCAUAGUAUCCAUUAUUUGCUGAAAUAUGGAUGGGGCCGUCUUGACUCCAAAGGGUAAUCGAUUAUACCGGAAUAGACCCUUGUGUGUAUUUAUGGUAAGCAGGUUUUUAGACUCGUCAGCAACAGGGAUUUGUAAAUAAGCUUCUGAUAAAUCCAACUUUGCAAAAUGCUUACCUCCGUUCAGUUUAGCAAAAAGAUCUUCAGGUAAGGGUAAUGGAUACUGAUGAGUUUCUAAGGCUUCAUUCAACCCGGUUGAGUAAUCGGCACAUAAACGGACGCUACCAUUAGUCUUCUUUACUACUACUAUCGGUGCAGGCCCAUUCUGAGAAAUUCACUGGUUCAAUGACACCUAGUUUCUGAAGUCUUUCUAGUUCUUGUUCAACCACUGGUAGAGCAGCAUAUGGUACGGGUCUCCUAGGUCGGAAAACAGGAACAGCUGCAGGCUUUAGAGUUAACAGUGCUUUGGCUUUCGUACAUUCUCCCAACCCUUCUCUAAACACGUUUUGGUGUUUCUGUAGCAUGGCGUUUUUCUGAUUCCAUUCUGGAGUGUUGUCUGUACUUACUCGUCUGCAGAUACUGUUGAUAGAAUGAUCUGCUAGUUUAAGUGUUUCUAUAAGGUCCAACCCCAUUAAGUCUAGUGCUGGCUUCUUAGUAAGAUACAAUGUUGCAUUUGUUGUUACCGUACCUUUAGAAACAGUGCAUGGCACUUCUCCAACAAUAUUCAACUUCCCCCCAGAUGCACUGUGUGCCAGCUGUGUUGUUGGGAAAACUGUGGGUCUCCCAAUGUUCUUCCACGUUUCUGGGCUGAUUAAAGUAAUAUCAGAAGCUGUAUCCAGCUGAAGGCGGGUACGGUGUUUAUUAAUAUUCAAGGUCACAUACUUUCUUUGGUGGCAACUUCGUGCUCUGUUAUGUGAUACCAAUAUCUUGUUGGUUGGAGCACUAUAUCUGUAUUUCUUUGAGUAAGAUUUCACGGAACGUUUUCUAUAGUCUCUUCUCCUGCAGAAGUUUUCUUUAUGCCCCUUCCGAUGACAUUUGCUGCAACGAUGUUCUUUAUAUGGGCAAAACCUCUUAUAGUGCCAACCUCCACAUGCCCAGCAUGGAGAUGAUGGUUUGUCGCUGUUAUUUUGGAAAUUAUGGGUACUGGAACCUUGAAAGACUUUUCUCUUGACUGCAUUGACGUUACGGAAACAGUUACCGUUUUCUACCAUUGAGGUAUCAUGCUUUAAGUUUACUAACCUUUGGCACUCAGUAGUCACUUCUUGCAGGGUCAUAUUAGGGCAGUGUUCGAGUUUGCUUAGGAUUCUGGUUCGGAUAUCGGCAUCUUCGGGUGAACGCAGGCUGCAGAUAAAUACUAAGCAUUUAAACUGAUCUUCAGACAUGGACGACAAUCUAAACCUCUCACAUUCUCGGUUCACAGUUCCUGCAUGCUUUACCCAAUCAUCUCCUGGUUCUUUUGUUAACUUUAAGCACUGGUAACGGAUAUUAAAUAGAGAUGAUUGUUCUCCGAAUAUUUGGGAUAGGGUUUUGACUGUAUCAUCAAAACUAAAAUCUCGUGGGUUCUUCGGAAGAAUGAAGUUGCUAUAGCGUUCAUGUUCCAUAGUCCCAAGUUUUCUAAGAAGUAUUCUGACUUUUGAAGCAUCAUCCAGUUUGCAAAGAUCAAUAUAAAACAAAUCUUCAUACUUCUUAAACCACGACUCGAAAGUUACACCUGCUACACCAUCAAAAUUAAAUUCAUGGAUGGCGUUAAUGACUGAAUCAGUAUGUGAUACUUGAGAUUCACUAGAAGCAGGGUUUUUCUCGGACAGGCAGAAUUUCUGCAUCAGGGUUUCCAUGAUUCUAAUAUGGGACUCUUCAAACCUCUUUUCUUGACGCACCAUAUAAGCUUCUAAUUGCUCCAAGGAAAUAUUCAUUGAAGUUUUCAUCCCCGUCGCCACUGAUAAGUCGUGUAGGUUGAACGCUAUAUACGAUUCCUAAGCUAUUUCGGUAACCCGCAGUCUAGAACUACACAGCGACUUGAACUCCAGAGAGAAGACACAAGAAUGAGAGAAAACACUUUAUUCCAAGGUUCAUCUUUGUACAGAAAAUCAUGGGUAUUUAUAGAUUUUGGCGUCUGUUAAAUCAACAUCAUUUUACAGCCAAUCUGAUAACAACACAUUAUGCUACCGACCAAUAGUAGCACGCCACGUUGGAAUUCUAGAACGUUCCAUCACACUCUGAUUGGCCAGGACUCUUCGGCUCCUUGUGGGCCUCUGGAGGCUCCGUUGAAGUUCUCCGGAAGCCGACCCAACAGGAUAAGUUAAAGUUAAACUAAAAACUAUCUUAAUUACACUUCUGCCUAAUCAGUUUGUUAUAUGUUCACGAGAACAGAAAUGUAAAUUUCCAGUGUAAUUUAUUCCUUAGGAUAUGCAUCUGAAGGAGAUGCUAGGUUAGGUAUUCCUUUUAGGUAUCACUAUCGGAUACGAAGGAAACACUAGUUGUAUUCCAAUUAAAUUAAGCCUUCUUUGCAAUGUUGUUUAAUCUUCUAAUUAACAUUGAUGUAUGUCCUCAAAUAUGGUUUUCUGUGCUCAUGAACGUCCGACUUCAUACGCUAUCUUUUCCUUAAAAUGUAUUUGCCUCAACUUGGACUAUUUCUUACUGCAAACUAACGAGAACUUUUGGAAAAGUAAUCUUCGUUCACCUAUUCAUGUGUUUUAAACCAAUGAAAAUUUCCUAUUAAUUGAAACAUAAUUUGAAGAUGGUUGAUAUCACUAAAAGACUUGAAUCAAAAAGUUAUUCCAAGCUGGGGAGCAGGAAACAUCUGUUUCACAGUGUUUCAAGACUCCUAAACAAUGCACAACCAUAACCCUAUCAGAAAUCAAACCAAGGACAUUCGAGUCUCUCUGUAAGGCUGGUGGGAUUCAAUAAUUCUCAAUUCCAGCAUCACGCAAUUCACGAUACAAUACAAUCAUCAUCUACUGCCGUUGUUGAUAGCCGUCUUAAUAAUGACGUGAAUGAGAUUGUAACAUUACUACAAUUUUGUAGUGACCAAAUUUCAUACCCUUGCUAUCCAACUGUAUACAUAUUUCAAAUUUUCUGGCUUUUUGAAAAUAGAAGGCAUAAAAUCAUAUAAUUUUCUUUAAAUAAAUAAUGUUUAAGGUUCUUUCAUGUAACGUAAAACGUGCUGGGAUAAAUCUAAGUCUACCAAAACAAUACGGAAAUAGGCUUUAUUUCACUUUAUUCCUAAAUGAAUUGUAUGCUGGUGUUAUUACCAAUUGAUCACUAAGCAGUAGUAAUUAACGUCAUAUUGUCUACUCCUUGGUUGAAUCGUAGCGAUCAGAUUGCAGUGAAGUCUGUUUUAGAUUUGAAUGGUUUAAAGCUGUUAUCUAGAAUCAGUGGACUUAAGUUUUAUGCUAUUUGACACCUGUUUGCAAUAUUUGUUCAUAGUCUGUAGGGAACUGAUAUUACACCGUCAGAUUCUAACUUAAUUCACCUAAUCCAGAUUCUGGAAGUAUGGAGAAAAAGGAAAUUUCAUGUUGAUGAAAAAUCACUUAACAAUGUAGGAAACCUUCUAGAUUACUUUUUUUCUCUAUUUAGGGAUGGACGAAAUUUUACGAGUUUACGUUUGCUGAUCUUCGUGCUGCAGCCGACGUAAUUGAUCGGUUAUUAUUGAUAGAUCAUGGUCAAAUAUCUAGAACAACUGAAGAUAUUUGGUCGUGGAUUCAUGGUUUAUUUGGUGAAUCAAUUUACGGUGGUCGUAUGGAUAAUACAGUGGACUUAAGUGUAUUAAAUUCAUAUUUAACUUCAAUAUUUAACGAUGAUACAGUGAGAAAUCGUCAACUUGGUCCUUUCAAACUACCUGGUACAAUUGAAUUAAAAACAUCCAACUACUUCCGUUCAUCUCGUAUUCUCUACCAGUGUUACUAUGAUUAGUAAUGUUAUCACCACUAAUAUGAUUAUCUCAUUAAUGGUUUUGUUUGAUAAUUGCUGUCAACUUCAUUACUUUCCAAUGGUUGAGAUCAUGAGUCAAUUGAAGCUAGGCCACCGUGGAAAACCUGGAAGCACUGGACGGCCGUUUCAUCUUAUUGUGGGACUCCUCAGUACUGCGCAUCCACGAUCCCGCCUCGCGAGAUGUGAACCCGGGACCUAUCAGUCUUGCGCGCGAGCGCUUAACCACUAAACCACUGAGCUGGCAUCAUUACUUUUGUUUAUCAUAAUCGUAACAAUUUGCACAUGUUUCUUAUAUACGAUUAUAUAACAAUCUCUCCGUCUUUGGCUUAAUCCGAUCAUCUAUGUUAUUGAAUCGUUUAAAUAUCCCCAUCAUAUAAAAACACUAAUAUUUGAACGAAGAAUAUUCUUUUCGAUAAAUUCUCUUUCGGUUCUACAAUUAUAUGUCCAAAUCAAUAAUCCGAAAAAUGGCCAGGUUAAGUGUAAAGUGCAUCGUUGAAGGCAUAUGAAUUUAGGAUUGUCAAACAAAAUAGAAUAAAAUUGUUUAUGUUGAUAUGACUCAGAUAGAAUGUUAACUUGAAAAUCUAAGAUCCAUGAUCAGAAUAAAUAUGGGUCAGACAGGGUGAGAGAAAUAAUUCGAUCAAAUAUUUGGUGGAUGAUUAUAUUGUGUGAAAUAGUAGUAAGACGUCAUAAGGAGGGAUGAAUGUGAAGUGAAUGAAUCAUGUAUUGGGGAGAUUAAUGACGAUGUUUAAUUAAGAAUAAGAAUAAUAAUAACAAUGAUAACAAUACAAAGAAUUGUGACUACGAAAGGUCGCAAGUUCAAUAGUCAAAUUAGGUCAUUCACUAGCUAACAUUAUUGAUUAAUUGGACUUGAAGUUGGUCAGGGAAUGUGAAGUGAUUGAAGAUAUUUCUUUUGUACUCAUACCUCCGGUUUCUUCAUAAGGAUGGCUACUGAUUCAGCCGUUUGAAAGACUAAGUCUAAAUUACUGACCCGACAAAUAAUUGAAAAGGAUAGGUUUAUACUGGCACUAUGACCAGUUUGCACUAAAUGGGUCACAGGUCUAAAAGUAAUGCUUUCUAAAUGAGGUCUAAAUGUCUUGAUACCCGUCCUUAGUGGGUGCUAACUGCUGAGAAAUCCCAUACAAUAAUAAAGCAGCUGCUCAAUGCUUUCUUAUUUUCAAUGGUGUUUAAUCAAAGUCAGUAUGUAUUGUAAAAAGUAUUCAAAAUAAAGUUUAUAAAUGUACUAUUGAUGAAUGGUUUAUCAAAAGGAUUUACACUUUUGAAUUUUCCAAGGUAAAGCUGAUUAAUCCAUAACUGACAUGUAUUUGUAUCUAUGAUAUCUAACAAAAUUCAGUAAACUUGUUUAAACUUAAUGUUUUGUAUCAAUGAUGAAGGUUUGAGAUCUAUCGAUCUGUUCUUUGAAAUGAAGAGAGAAUAUUAUUAGGUUGUAAUUAAACAUAAUUAUGAAUUGAAUUUAUUUCUAUGCUAUACACUUGUUUAAAGUAAUCACAAUUGAUUGAUCACUGGGUGGCUAUCAAUCUCAUGCGUGUCUAGUCCUUAUUAGUCCAGAUCGAAUGCUAUCGAUCAUGUUGCAAUGUGGCCACCAGUCUAGGUGACUCGACACUGUGGG